Cucumis melo (muskmelon) is the source of this 372-nucleotide messenger RNA. Its product is annotated as rac-like GTP-binding protein ARAC2. Gene Ontology annotation, cellular component: cell projection; cytoskeleton; cytoplasmic vesicle. Lineage: Eukaryota; Viridiplantae; Streptophyta; Magnoliopsida; Cucurbitales; Cucurbitaceae. The transcript has 4 exons. The coding region runs from base 1 to 372 and encodes 123 amino acids. Gene Ontology annotation, molecular function: GTP binding; protein kinase binding; GTPase activity. Gene Ontology annotation, biological process: cortical cytoskeleton organization; regulation of actin cytoskeleton organization; small GTPase-mediated signal transduction. The record is from RefSeq and is a predicted model, not a curated record.
AUGAGCACAACCAAGUUUAUCAAAUGUGUCAUGCUCGGCGACCGCGCCGUCGGAAAGACUUGUAUGCUCAUUUCUUAUACUAGCAACACUUUUCCCACGGAUUAUGUUCCGACUGUUUUUGAUAACUUCAGUGCCAAUGUAGUAGUUGAUGGCAGCACUGUCAAUCUUGGCUUAUGGGACACUACUGGUAAGGAAGAUUACAGCAGAUUGAGGCCUAUGAGUUACAGAGGAGCUGAUGUUUUUUUAUUGGCAUUUUCUCUUAUAAGCAAAGCUACUUAUGAGAACAUCUUCAAGAAGUGGCUUCCUGAACUUAAACAUUAUGCUCCAAAUGUACCAAUUCUUUUCUUUUCUACUUGUUUUUUUUAUCUUUGA